This is a messenger RNA of Gadus chalcogrammus (walleye pollock), 1191 nucleotides long. RefSeq lists its product as uncharacterized. The coding region runs from base 41 to 1027 and encodes 328 amino acids. The record is from RefSeq and is a predicted model, not a curated record. Lineage: Eukaryota; Metazoa; Chordata; Actinopteri; Gadiformes; Gadidae. Gene Ontology annotation, molecular function: zinc ion binding. The transcript has 2 exons.
ACGUGACUUUUGGUUGUCGGACGCCAUAUUGGCAGUAAACAUGACGACCAGCGCCAGCAGCCUUCAAGAGUUCCUACCGAGCGAGUAUACGUGCCAUUUUAGUUUAGAUGAAAUUCGUUUUUAUACUGGAAAAUUACAUAGAUUAAAUAUAAGUGACCCAUAUAACGCUCCUGGGGUGCUUUUCAAGAGCAUAACAUCCAACGAAGAUUAUUUACCUGACUUGCGCUACGCUGACAUCCACAGCUAUCUGGUAAAUUUCCCCUCAGUCUACACUGGGGACUCCCUCAGAGCUUACAAAGGCUUGGAUGCUUAUAAAUGGUGUCAGUCCGGCUUUGUAACUCAACUUCGACUGUGGAGUCUUGCAUCCAAAGACUUCGGUAUCAUCACUGCAAGGGUUAAUCACUCCCAACGGCUGAAUGACAGUCAACUGAAGCCAUGGGUGGUGGUGAGGAACGACGGUGUAGUGAUGGGAGCCCACUGUAACUGCACAGCAGGACUUGGGGAGAGUUGUUCUCAUGUGUCAGCUGUGCUCUUCAGACUGUGGGAAAAAAACAAUGCAAGGCAUGAGGAGAUCAGCUGCACGUCCAAAAAAUGCAAGUGGACCUCUCCCAGUGAGGAUGCUGGGAAGAAUGUGGAGUACCAACAGGGAAAGGACAUCAUAUUCAACAGUAGUCAACAAAAUAAAAAGGGGAAUUCCACCAAGGGUACAUCUGCGCCCCCAUCUUUCCCACCCCUGACUGCUGCUGAGCAAGCGCAGUUCUACCAAAACCUCUCUCAGUGCCGGACUCAAAAUGGGAAGUCCUGCAGACCUGCUGUUCUGUCAGUUGUUCCCGGGUAUGCCACAACCUAUGUACCAAAGGCUGUCAAGCUUGAUUUACCUGAACCCCUUACCAGUUUGUACGACAAGAAGGCAAGAGACCUGAGCCUGGCUGAAUUACAAGAGCGUGCAGAAGGAAUAUUUGAUGACUUGACUGUCACUGAACAACAGGUAGAGAACAUAUUCUUUUUACUAUUGACUGAAAUCUAAGAUCUACCAUGUUAUGUGCACAUGUGCUGUGUGUGCUGCUAAUUUGCAAUGUAAAUGAGUAACUGAGUAACUGGAUUGGCAUGUUUUCUUCAGAGUGAUAUUGUAGAGGAGGAGACGCAAGCCCAGUCCAAGUCCAGAAUUUGGUUUGAUCAGAGGAGUGGUAG